Morus notabilis is the source of this 1009-nucleotide messenger RNA. RefSeq names its product anthranilate synthase alpha subunit 2, chloroplastic. The record is from RefSeq and is a predicted model, not a curated record. The coding region runs from base 43 to 849 and encodes 268 amino acids. NCBI's taxonomy places the organism in Eukaryota, Viridiplantae, Streptophyta, Magnoliopsida, Rosales, Moraceae. Gene Ontology annotation, biological process: L-tryptophan biosynthetic process. The transcript is spliced from 5 exons.
AAUUGAGCUUUCGGUUUUCUCUGCUUCUGAUACAGUUCUGCCAUGGAAACCCUGGCUUCUCAGCUCACUUCGACGCUUCGUUUGCCUUCGAUGGUGUCUGUAAGCUUUAAUGGCAGACUCUCAAGCUCCAUUGUUCUCACAAAACCGAGCUCGCGUGUCCAUACAUUCAGAUGCUCAGCACUAUCAUCGCCUUCUUUAGUGGAUCAAUCGGAAAGAUUUUCGGAAGCUUCGAAGAAGGGAAAUUUAAUUCCUCUGUAUCGAACAAUAUUCUCGGAUCACUUAACUCCGGUACUUGCAUACCGAUGUCUGGUUAAGGAGGCUGAUAUAGAUGCUCCAAGCUUUCUGUUUGAGUCCGUUGAGCCGGGUUUGAGGGCUUGCAGUAUUGGGCGGAACAGUGUGGUUGGAGCUCAGCCCGCGAUUGAAAUAGUUGCGAAAGAGAAUAUGGUUACGAUUCUCGACCACGAGGAAGGAUGUAGAACAGAGGAGAUUGUUGAGGAUCCGAAGAUUGUUCCUCAGAGACUAAUGGAGGGAUGGACACCUCAGCUUGUCGAUGAACUUCCAGAAGCAUUUUGUGGUAGAUGGGUUGGUUUUUUCUCAUAUGAUUCUGUGCGCUAUGUGGAGAAGAAAAAACUACCAUUUUCUUCUGCCCCUCUGGAUGACAGAAAUAUUCCCGAUGUUCAUCUAGGCCUUUAUGACGACGUGAUUGUUUUUGAUCAUGUGGAGAAGUAUUUCAAGCUGGAUCUGACGUUCACUCUCUGCAAUCGCUUCACUCUAGCAAACAUAAACAGAAGCGUAGAUUCAAAUCCACAUGGACAUAAUUAUCGUUAUAAGAGCUUCUACAUACUUUGACUAAACAAAAUUUCCCUUUAAUUUUUUCCCAAUCUUUGGCUUUAGAGGAUGACAUGAAGCACCAAUUCUUGGCAUUAGCAGUUGACUAUGCAUCAGUCAUUUGCUGUCGCGUUUCUUUAAGACAAAAGGCAUUGGUAAGAAUGUUUUUUCCCUCAUCAGU